Messenger RNA from Wyeomyia smithii (pitcher-plant mosquito), 1173 nucleotides. RefSeq names its product translocon-associated protein subunit gamma. Gene Ontology annotation, cellular component: membrane; endoplasmic reticulum. The record is from RefSeq and is a predicted model, not a curated record. The transcript is spliced from 2 exons. Gene Ontology annotation, biological process: SRP-dependent cotranslational protein targeting to membrane. Bases 163 to 717 code for a protein of 184 amino acids. NCBI's taxonomy places the organism in Eukaryota, Metazoa, Arthropoda, Insecta, Diptera, Culicidae.
CACAUCGUCAAAAUCUUGACACGUCGCGGGUACGUUUUCGAUUGUGCAUGUGCGAUCGUCUGAGCAGCUCGCUGGUUCAUUUGCAGUUGAUUUCUUCGCAGGACGGUUCAAUUCUGGUCCAUUUGUUAUUUUGCUUCAAUAAAGUAAAAGAUUUUGUUCACAAUGGUUGACGGAAAGGGUUCUGGUUUUACAAAAGAGGAGGAGUUGUUGCUUCAGGACUUUAGCCGGAACGUGAGCACCAAGUCGAAUGCGGUUUUCUACGGAAAUGCCUUUAUUAUUUCUGCAGUUCCCAUUUGGCUAUUUUGGAGGGUUCACCAAAUGGAGCUGCUUCCUUCGGCACUAUUUUUUGCCAUCGUCACCGGCCUGUGUACAUAUUUAAUGGCUAUGGCCUACAAAAACACUAAAUUUACGCUGAAACACAAAAUCGCAAACAAACGUGAGGAUGCCGUCACACGUGAAAUGACUGCUCUGUUGGCCGAUGAUAAGAAACUGAGCCGCAAAGACAAGGACGAACGAAUCCUGUGGAAGAAGAACGACGUUGCGGAGUAUGAAGCAACGACCUUCUCUAUUUUCUAUAACAACGCCCUCUUCCUGGCCGUUGUUAUCUUCGCAAGCUUCUAUCUGCUGCGUUCGUUCACACCGACUUUCAACUAUAUCCUGUCGGUAGCCGGUGCUGGAGGGUUGAUGGCUUUAUUGUCCACUGGAAAGUCGUCCUAAAUUCAGAGGAGUUCAUCCGUCAUUUUCAUUCAUGUUUUUUUCUUAGCACAACAUAAUACAAGCAUUAAGUUUAGGCGAGACAGGCUUUGUUUCAAAAUGAGUGCAUCAUAUACCGGUGUUAAUCUUAAAUAGGACGAGAGAGGUUUAAUUUCUAGAGUAUCUGUGAAUUCCUCUCUAGUGUUGUAACUACGAAAAAAAAAACUCAAUAUCAGUACAGUAACUCAUAAGAAAUAAAUUUAAUUAAAAUUCCUCCCUGAAUACUGCGAAAUUUUGUUUUUUGAGUACAUAGAUAGAACUAACCGGUUUACAAUAACGAAGGCGAGUAAUAUGAAUUGGAAGAAGGCAAGUCCAUUAUAAAAUGAUUUUAUUUAUAGGAGACGUGUUGUGUGGAGUUAACAUUAAUGUUACAUAAGUAAAAGAAUAAAAUAAGCAGUUGAACCUGCCAAAAUAGACGAA